CUCCCUUCCAUUCGGCGAAAACACCGACAGCGAAUCGAAUCCAUCAACGAGACGGCCAGGAUUUUCCGAUCCAUCCGUCAGCCCGUCUCUGGCUCCCGAGGCUCCUCCCAGCCACCAAUCCGGAUGGCGAUGUGUCCGAAGCGCGACCUCAACCACCGCCGCCCCACUCCCUCCUCGAACUACUCGUACAUCCAAGCCUCCGAGUUAUAAUCCUCUUCUCCUCCCGAAUCAUGCUCAGAUCCCUCCACCUUCUUCUCGGAUUUGGGGUCGUCGCUCCGUUCCUCCUCCAAGGCAAGCCUCGUAGCCUCGCCGCCUUCCCCUCGACCGCGGCCCUCUCCAAUCCUCGAGGACUCUCCUCCACUCUCCCCAUCGCUCGCUCUCGCUACGGUGCCUGUUUCAGGGCCUUUCGGAUGUCUUCCGGUUCUUCCGGUGAUUCGGAGACGAGCCCCGCCGCUGAUGUGGGCUCCGGGCAGGCGGUGGCGCUGCCCGUGGUACAUAAGCCCAAAGUCCGCUUCUGUCAGGCUUGUGGGAGCCCAACUAAGCAAGUUAUACCGGAUGGGGAAGAAAAGAUCAGAGCAGUUUGCACGGUCUGUGGGAGAAUCCACUAUGAAAACCCAAAAAUGGUUGUUGGUUGCUUAGUGGAGCAUGAUGACAAGGUUUUGCUAUGCAAACGCAAAAUUGAGCCGUCGUAUGGUCUAUGGACUCUUCCUGCUGGUUAUUUGGAAAUUGGGGAGUCAGCUGCAGACGGAGCAUGCAGGGAAACCUUGGAAGAAGCAUGUGCUGAAGUGGAAAUACUUUCACCAUUUGCUCAGUUAGAUAUUCCUCGCAUUGGCCAAAGUUACGUCAUAUUCCGAGCAAGACUAAGGCUACCCCAUUUUUCACCAGGCCCUGAGUCACUAGAAUGUGCACUUUUUGCAUUGGAUGACAUACCAUUUGAUUCCCUAGCAUUUUCAUCAAUCAUUGUCACCUUAAAAAUGUACAUUCAAGAUAAAAAAGCUGGAAAACUCAAGUUUCAUUAUUGCACCAUAAAUAAAAGACCAGGAGCGAGCCCAUCUGACCCCCUUGGUUUUGAUGUGGACCACCAUUUGCAUUCAUGAACAUGGUGUAUUCCUUUUGAAUCAUAGUCAGUUAUUGGGAUAAUGACGAAAGAUUGGUGCUGAUGAUUUGCUCAGCGGAAAAUAUCAUAAUUGCUUCUCAAUCAAGAUUGAGAUAGCUGGGCUGAAGCUUCUGUCAUCAUGGCCAUCUGAAUAUUGCCAGGUACUUGGUACCGAAUGGAAGCACAUGUUUUCUUUUGGAUGAGGUCUUCUGAAAUGUUUUUCUCGUGUGUAGUGAGGGAUGGUACUCUCUUUUUAACCUGUUCAAAACAUUUUAACUUACAUCAUUAUUUUCAUUUUGUGAAUCUUUGGUGUUAAAUAUGAAGAUGUUAAGCUAAGUCCUUGUGGGAGA
Elaeis guineensis (African oil palm) is the source of this 1446-nucleotide messenger RNA. RefSeq names its product nudix hydrolase 23, chloroplastic. The record is from RefSeq and is a predicted model, not a curated record. Lineage: Eukaryota; Viridiplantae; Streptophyta; Magnoliopsida; Arecales; Arecaceae.